CCCAUACCUAGCCUGUCACCACUCCAGACCUUCCCAGUCGACACCCUUCCCUCCUCUUUACCUAGAUCCCUCCCACCAUCACCCUCUCACUCACACACACACACACACUCUCAAGGAAUUCUGUUCAACCAGGAUGGGUGAUGUCUAAUCCUAAACCAAUUAAGAAUGCUAAUCCACAGGAGGCCACAUAUGCAAACUGCUGCCUAAUCAGGCUAGAACGGCUUCAGUGGUCCAAGGGCCCUGGGGAGAAAGUAGUAUCACAGGGAAAUUUGCAUUUACCACAUCCUGGAGGUCCGUGUUUUACUGAUUUCCCUCCCAUUCUACCUUAGUUAGAUUGAUUGGGUGACCAGUCUCAGCACAGCGGCAGCCCAAUGGGCUGAGGACAAAAGAGCUGCUACCUUCUCAUCUUCCAUCUGGUGGACCUGGGCAUAAUCCCUGGGACAAGAAUGGUGGGCGCAAAGGCCGUUGCAGGCCCCAGCACCACCCCACGCCUGACACAGCAACGCAGUGGAGUCAGCAGUGUCAUAGUGAAUCCUCCCUCCUAUCAGGUGUCCUGCUGUGGGCCUGUUCCCUGUACCUGCUGCUGCCAUUGUAGGUGGCCUUCUCUCACAGAAGCCACUUAUAGCCGCCUGUUCUACAUCCUCCUCCAUGUAGGGGCCUCAGCAGUCUGCUGCCUGCUGCUGUCAAGGACAGUAGUGGAGAGAGUUUGGGGCAAGGUACAUGGGAUCCAGAUGCCCUCAGGGUUGUGUGCCCAUCUGUUUGGCCAGUCUCACUGCCCAGUGCUCAGUGGCUCUGGGGCUGUGUAUCGGGUAUGCGCAGGAACUGCCACCUUCCACCUACUGCAGGCUAUGCUGCUGGUCCACCUCCACUCCCCUACUAGCCUCCGGGCACAGCUGCAUAAUAGCUUCUGGUUCCUCAAGCUGCUGUUCCUGCUGGGUCUCUGUGCUGUUGCCUUCUGUGUCCCUGAUGAGCACUUCUUCCCAGCCUGGCAUUACAUUGGCAUUUGCGGAGGCUUCAUAUUCAUCCUGCUGCAGUUGGUGCUUAUCACAGCCUUUGCCCACUCCUGGAAUAAGAACUGGCAGACAGGUGCAGCAAAUGACUGCCGCUGGUUCCUAGCCAUGCUACUGGCCACCCUAGGAUUCUACAGCAUGGCAGCUGUGGCAGCAGUGCUCCUGUUCCACCACUACACACACCCAGCUGGCUGCCUGCUCAACAAGAUGCUGCUUGGUCUGCACCUUUGUUUCUGUGGCCUCCUCUCCUUCCUCUCCAUCGCUCCUUGCAUCCGCCUCAGGCAACCCCGCUCUGGCCUUCUACAAGCCUCUAUCAUCAGCUGCUAUAUCAUGUACCUGACCUUCUCUGCACUGUCCAGCCGUCCUCCAGAGAGCAUAAUCCUUCAAGGACAAAAUCACACUCUGUGCCUGCCUGGCCUGUAUAAAAUGGAACCCCAAACACCAGAUACUACUCUGGCAGUGAUGAGUACUGGCAUCAUGUAUGCUUGUGUGCUUUUUGCUUGCAAUGAGGCUUCCUACCUGGCUGAGGUAUUUGGGCCCUUGUGGAUCAUCAAAGUUUACAGAUAUGAGUUUCAGAAGCCAUCACUCUGUUUCUGUUGCCCUGAAACAGUGGAGCCAGAGGAAGGGCAAAAGGGAGCUGCCAGGCCAGUUGACCAAGAGACCUCUCCAGCUCCUCCAGUGCAAGUCCAGCACCUUUCCUACAGCUAUUCUGCCUUCCACUUCGUCUUCUUCCUUGCUUCACUCUAUGUCAUGGUUACCCUCACCAACUGGUUCAGCUAUGAGGGAGCAGAACUGGAAAAGACCUUCACCAAGGGUAGCUGGGCUACCUUCUGGGUCAAAGUUGCCUCAUGUUGGGCCUGUGUACUCCUCUACCUAGGGCUGUUACUGGCACCACUCUGUUGGUCACCCACCCAGGAACCCAAGCCUCCUCCUAUCUUCAGGCAACAUUGCCAUCGUAUCAGUAUCAUCAGAUAAUAAACAUCCAGUCUAGGUACUUUUAACAAACUGGAGUUCCCUUGAGGUUAUACCCCUAGUCAUGAUUCAAGGGAGCUGUCCAGACCAGCAAAUACCUCAACAACA
Pteropus alecto (black flying fox) is the source of this 2090-nucleotide messenger RNA. RefSeq names its product serine incorporator 4 (gene SERINC4). The record is from RefSeq and is a predicted model, not a curated record. The coding region runs from base 447 to 1985 and encodes 512 amino acids. NCBI's taxonomy places the organism in Eukaryota, Metazoa, Chordata, Mammalia, Chiroptera, Pteropodidae. Gene Ontology annotation, cellular component: membrane. The transcript is spliced from 12 exons.